Molecule: messenger RNA, 1866 nt
Organism: Coccidioides immitis RS
Lineage: Eukaryota; Fungi; Ascomycota; Eurotiomycetes; Onygenales; Onygenaceae
Exons: 3
Coding region: 177-1562 (461 amino acids)
Biological process (GO): inositol phosphoceramide metabolic process; sphingolipid biosynthetic process
Cellular component (GO): inositol phosphoceramide synthase complex
Molecular function (GO): inositol phosphoceramide synthase activity
Source: RefSeq, a predicted model, not a curated record
UUCCUUUCUCGUUUCAAUCAUUGAAAGCAGUAUUAUUCUGCAAAAUAAUAAUACACGCUUAUUGCCUUCCAAUCAUCACUUAGUCCGCUGCCUCCCCCAAUUGACCACUCCCCCCCCCCCAAAUUGAGGCGGGCGGCCCGAACAAAGUAGCUCCCGGGGGGCACUACCGUUUGGACAUGGGUGCCGGGGCUUUCCUGGAACCUCUGGUGGUCGUGACCCUUCUCUUCGGUGGAACAUGGAUCAACCGCGAAAGGGACGUCGCGCGCUCAUAUUCGCGAAACAGCGGCUUUCCCAGCAGCUCCCGCGAUAGCGCCUCCUCAGACCAAGAAUCGGAUCCUCAGCUAUCGAGACUACGCACCUCAGGCUCCAAAGCUCCCUUCGCUGAAGGUGACCUGCCUCGCUCCCAUUCACCCUCCCUGCUCACGGACCAGGAGCACCGAUGGAGGAAGCGAAAUAUUGGCCUCUUCUCCUGGGAGACGGAGGUCAUCACGCCUAACACAGCGGUUUUCAAGAACCGCCUGUUGAGCAGGCUCCUUCACAAGUUUCCAUUCCUGGUGGAAUGCUGGUACUGGGCCCUAGUGUAUUGGAUAUACCAGCUAGGGCGCGCCUUUACUGCUGUCACACUCCAGGCAGGCACUGUGGAUGUAGCCAGGCGACAUGCACUCCAGAUUAUUGAACUGGAGGAAAGGCUGCAUAUCUUCUGGGAGACUGGAAUUCAGAAAUACUUUCUGCAGCGGCCCUUGCUAUUGAUGUGGACCAAUUGGGUAUAUUCUUUUAUCCACAUUCCCGGCACAAUUGCAUUCCUCGUCUGGCUCUAUUACUACAAUAUCACCCGCAAUCGCCAGCAGGAACGGUGGUUGGAUGGAAUGAGAGGAGAGAUCGCCGGAUCGCCCGCCGGUCCGGCGCUUUACCAGGCUCGAAGGCGGACCAUGGCCGUCUGUAACCUGCUUGCCUUUGUCGUCUUCACCCUUUGGCCCUGCAUGCCGCCCCGCCUGCUGAGCGAUGAGAAUGUGGAAGGCCCAAUUGGCGAAAUUGCCCGGAGCUAUGGAUUCGUUGACACGGUACAUGGAACGGGUGGCGCGAGCAGUGUGUGGACGCAGAAUAGAUUUUGCAACCAGUACGCUGCGAUGCCCUCCCUUCAUUUUGGGUACUCUUUGAUGAUCGGCCUGACUAUAAUGACGAUACCCUUGGCUCCUCAGCAUCGUCGCUCAGGCGCCCUAAGUUUUCCCCUGUCCGACACACCAUAUGCAGGAUAUAAGCGUUGCUUUCCAUCCUGGCAUCGGUUGGUUUGUCUCAUCGUUGGAUUCGCGUACCCGUUCACAAUCCUCGUGGCCAUUGUGGCCACCGCUAAUCAUUUUAUACUGGAUGCGGUGGCAGGUGCCUUUGUCUGCGGCCUUGGAUGGUGGGGAAACUCCAUUUUGCUGAACCUGCUGCCGAUCGAAGACUAUUUCCUUUGGGCUCUGCGGAUCCAUAAGCCCGAGCACCGCAUUCUCGACGUGAAAGAUUUAUUAUAUAAUGAUGUUGACGAUGAUAUCGCAACGCCUGGCGCGCGUACGCGAUAAAAACCUGAAGCUCUAUUAUCCCGUCAGCAACAGCAGUCGCUUUAUAAGAAUGACUCUUCAUGCCCUUACUAUCAGCGUGUAUGAUGAUUUGUAUUCCUCCCAUUAGUGGCAAACUUCUUAGUUACACAUACAUAUAUAUAAUCUUAAUCUUCGCGUGCGAGAUUGUCGUGAAAUCCUCGGAUCCUUGCUUUCCCCAAUAGUAUCGAUAACACCGUACAUAAGCUUUGUUCUGCCUCAAAGUGUCAGUUGAUAGAAUCAGCUAGUUUUCCAAAAGCUGAACGUUGUCACAACUUAACCUUUUGAA